AUGGCAAAGCUAUUCCAGGACAAAGUCGUCCUUGUAACAGGAGGCGGAAGCGGCAUCGGUCGCGCGACAGCACUCAAAAUGGCCUCUCUAGGCGCCUCCGUAGCGCUCGGCGACAUCAACCUUUCAAACCUCGAAUCCGUAGCUUCGGAAUGCCCAACACCCUCGCUUACGCAGACAGUCGACGUCUGCUCUACUCCAGACGUGCAGUCGUUCGUAGCCGCCACAAUGGAAAAGUUUGGCAAGAUUGACCAUAUCUUCAACUGUGCGGGCGUGAAUCCGACCAGCAUACCAUUGGAGGAGACGAGCGAUGCAUAUUGGGACAAGCUAGUUAACACCAACCUUAAAGGCGUCUUCCUAGUCACCCGAGCGUGCUUGCCUCACUUGAAGAGGGGCGCCAGCAUUGUGAAUGUCUCCAGUAUCUCUGGGAUCCGCGGCGCUGCCCUGCAAUCUGUGUACUGCACUACGAAAUUCGGACUCAUUGGGAUGAGCAAGUCUCUCUCACUCGAACUCGGUCCACGCGGCAUCCGCGUCAACUGCGUAGCCCCAGGCUACAUUGAUACGCCAAGCAAUGCGGGCAUCGUCAAGGGUGGGGAGGCGGUGGAGAGGAUGAGGACAGGGAAUGCGCUGGAGCGAUUGGGCACGCCCGAGGAGGUUGCGGAUGUUGUGGCCUUUUUGUUUGGAGAGGAGAGUAGAUACGUCAAUGGAGCGGUGGUGGAGAUUGAUGGAGGGCUCAAGAUGAGUAGCACUACGAGUAAGCUAUAA
This is a messenger RNA of Cucurbitaria berberidis CBS 394.84, 762 nucleotides long. Its product is annotated as NAD(P)-binding protein. NCBI's taxonomy places the organism in Eukaryota, Fungi, Ascomycota, Dothideomycetes, Pleosporales, Cucurbitariaceae. Gene Ontology annotation, molecular function: oxidoreductase activity, acting on the CH-OH group of donors, NAD or NADP as acceptor. The record is from RefSeq and is a predicted model, not a curated record. The transcript is spliced from 2 exons. Bases 1 to 762 code for a protein of 253 amino acids.